This is a messenger RNA of Hibiscus syriacus, 576 nucleotides long. RefSeq lists its product as uncharacterized. Bases 1 to 576 code for a protein of 191 amino acids. The transcript is spliced from 2 exons. The record is from RefSeq and is a predicted model, not a curated record. NCBI's taxonomy places the organism in Eukaryota, Viridiplantae, Streptophyta, Magnoliopsida, Malvales, Malvaceae.
AUGACUGCGAAGAAGAUGAUGUCGAAUGGAUGUAUAGCUUUUCUAGCUAAUGUGAUAGAUACUAGAAUUCCAAAAGUUAUAAUAAAUGAUAUUCCCACGGUUAGAGAAUUUCCAGAUAUAUUUCCUGAGGAUUUACUAGGAUUGCCUCCAGAUCGCGAGGAAGAUGGUGCCUUAAUUGCGGAGCUUACGUUAAAUCCAAUGUUCUUGGAUCGGAUUAAAGAGCUACAAAGUCAAGAUGAGAAAUGUUUGUUGAGAAUGACACAAGUCGAAAAGAAUGAGACUAAAGACUUCGAAGUAAGAGAUGAUGUAUGUCUAUAUUAUAGGGGAAGACUUUGCAUUCUGGAUAAUGAUGAUUUGAAGAAAGAUAAUAUUUAUGAAGAACAUUAUAGUCCUCUGAUGAUGCAUCCCAGAGAUAAUAAGUUGUAUCAGGAUUUAAAAAGUCGUUAUUGGUGGCCUAGUAUAGAAAGAGCUGUAUCGGAGUUUGUGGCAAGAUGUUUAACAUGUCAGCAAGUGAAAGCUGAACAUCAAGUACCCUCUAGAUUACUUCAAUCGAUAUCUAUUCCAGAGUGGAAGUGA